GUAGCCAUGUAUAAAUAGUGUGAUCUCAAAAACACAGACACAACAGCAGGAGUGAUCUAACCUUCUACACCCCCCCAGUAUCGCAGCUUUCGUAAACGUACAACGAACAGAGGACCGACACCAUUAGCGAAAUUUAAAGUGGAUUUCUGUUAUCAGGACCACUCGAGAGACAUGGAAGAACUUACGGCGUUCGUUUCCAAAUCGUUCGACCAGAAAACGAAGGAGAGCAGCAAAGAGAGUAUAACGUACAGGGAAGUUUUGGAGAGCGGGUUAGCGCGAGCCAGGGAGCUGGGCAACUCGGAGACAAACCUCCAGGACAUUACUGAAACGAGCAACCAUUGUCCGGUGCAUCUAUUCAAAGAACACGUAGAGCUGGAUAAAGAAAAACUGAAGGAGUUUAGCGUUUCAAGGGCCUCCGAGGGGAUAUACGAAUGCAAGGAGAAGAAAGAAGAAGUUAAAUCCGAGGACGAAGACGCUCAAAGCAAACUGAAACAGAGACGGAGUAGGACAAAUUUUACUUUGGAGCAGCUGAAUGAACUGGAAAGACUCUUUGAUGAGACGCACUAUCCGGAUGCAUUCAUGAGAGAGGAGCUAAGUCAGCGGCUAGGGCUUUCGGAGGCAAGAGUCCAGGUUUGGUUUCAGAACAGAAGAGCUAAAUGUCGAAAACAAGAAAACCAAAUGCACAAAGGUGUCAUCUUGGGGACGGCGAGCCACUUGGACGCAUGUAGAGUCGCUCCAUACGUGAAUAUGGGAGCCCUCAGAAUGCCCUUUCAGCAGGUACAAGCCCAGCUGCAGCUGGAGGGCGUGGCCCACUCUCACCCGCACCUGCACCCUCACCUGGCGGCCCACGCGCCCUACCUGAUGUUCCCGCCCCCGCCUUUCGGACUACCAAUCGCGUCGCUGGCCGACUCGGCCUCGGCGGCGGCCGCGGUGGCGGCGGCCGCCAAGAGCAACAGCAAGAACUCGAGCAUCGCCGACCUCAGACUUAAGGCAAGGAAACACGCGGAGGCGCUGGGCCUCUGACCCCCUGGACACCUCCCCUCCCGCUGCUCUGAACUCUCAGUAAAUAACCGCUUCCCUCACACAGGACUCUCUACGGGCCUGCGAGAACAAGGCAGAGACACUCACAGAUAAAAAAAAAACAAAAACAAAAACAAACGACUAAAACUGAAAAAAAAAAAACUUAAAAAAAAAAAAAACAUAACCAAGAACAAAUACUGAGCUGAACUGAGAGAGAGAGGAAGGAAGGGAGAGAGAGAGCGAGAGAGAGAGCGAGAGAAAGAGAGAGAGGAGGAGGGGGGGGAAAAAAACUGACACAAAACCAGCUGCCAAAACAACCACUCGUAGGGACGGUAAUUAAACACCAAUGAAAUCACCUUUUUACUUUUCGCCCAACAGGCAGGAGUACUUGGAGGCCUGUGGUUCAGUCCGUUCCAGGCCCAGAUCACGGCCCCGGGACUGUACAAACCAUGUCCGGAUGUCUGUCUGAAAACCUGCCUUUAACACCGGAAGACUUUUAAAAAUAAAUAAAUAAACAAAAAAGAAAUGGGCAAAACAAACUCAGACGUCAGAAAGAAAGAAAAAAAAACAACAAAAAAAAACUAGUGUCUCUGCGGACCCCCGAGACGUUUGGAUGCUCAGCCUGGCGCAAGCGGCCAUGUUUGCCUCCUACCACUGUGCUCCUGACUCCGCCCACUGCAUGCGUUUGACAGGAAGGGGAGAAAAAAAGAAAAAAAAAUAACUUUUUUUUUUUUUUUUGGGGCUGGCCUCCUUUGUGACUGACACACACAUGUGACUAUGUUAUAAUCACUGCCAUGAAAAGAUUCCACUAUAUUCAUCUUCAGAAAAGACUUUUUUUGUUUUCCAUUCAAUCUUUCUAUUCAAGCUGUGUGUGUGUACACGCGCGUAGGAUGCAGCAAAAAGCAGAGCUUUGGUUUUUUUUUUUCAGCAUACACUUGAGUCUUCUUUUCUUUUUUUUGGAGGGAAUUUUGUGUUGCUGUAUUUCUGAUGGGCAUGCGUCUGCAGGAUCAUGUUUUUAUUCUCAUGUUGUGCUCACCUGAUUUUAUUUUUUGUAUUUUUUAAUUGUGCUGUGUCCCGGGGAUAGAAGUGAAAAUAGCUUUUGCACUUCAAGUUGUUUACAAAAUUCAUGCUACUUUUAAAUGCGAGGGUAGAUGGUUAGAGAAAGGGGGGUUUGGUGUCACCAAAAAGGCAUUGAAGUGACACGUGUCAAAGGGAUGAAGGGUAACUGCAAUUAUGUAAUUUAAGAUAUUAAUUCAGCAUCAGUCAAACUGAAAUGCAAUUGUGUGCAGUUAAGUGCAAUACUGUAAAUAUAUAUAAAAAUUAAAAUAGCAGUAAAUUGUUAAUGGGGGGGAAAAUAGUGAUUUUCAGUCGCUUUUUUGACACAGAUGUCAAAUUUCUUUGCCAAACAGAACAUUUUCUAAGAUUUAAAAGUUAUGAAUUCAUUUUCAGCAAUUACAUGCCAUAACUCCUGAUGUUCAAAGGUACGCAAGCCUAGUUUUGCACACAUGCAGAAACAAUAACUUGUUGAGGUAGAUGAGAGCACUUUUGUUUGCUGUUGUUCAGAUUGACAAUAGAUGGACUAGGAUCUGAAAGAGUUCUUUAACAUCUGCUGUAUAGUAUUGACACAAGCAAAACAAUUUUUAGACUCACCAGAAACCAACGAGCCUCACAGUCUCAUUUGAUAUUUUACAAUCUGUUAGAAAUGCGGUUUUAUAUGCCAAAACAAAUAUAUAAGCUGGUUACUACUAAAACAAAAUAUUUUUUUGAUAUCCUAAGAAUACAGUAAAGCAUAGCCUUUAAAAUCAGUUCACAGCACUACCCAAUAAACGCUCAUAAUUUUUCUUUGUAGAAACUUCAUAUAUUUAAAAAACAAGUAACCAAUGAAACAUUUUAAUUAAUUAGUUAUUGCUUGGGAAAAUGCCAAUGAAAUGGAUGGUGUUGUCAAAACUUGUCAAAUACUAUUGAAUUCAAAAAAUGAUCCUAGUAAGGUCUACCUCUAACAGUAUAUUAUUAAUUUCAAAUCAUUUUUCUGGAUCACACACCACCCUUACAAGUAUUAAGCAAUGUUUCCAUGUUAAAUAAUUUCUUGGGUGCAUUUAUUUAUUAUUUUGUUUGAAAGAUUAUAAAUGAAAGUUUAAGUCAAAUUGCGAGUGUACAUUUUACAUGGCUUUGCAUUUAUUUUUAUAUAUUUUAAAAAAUUUUCCUUUUGUAACAGUUGAUCAGAACAUGGUUGGGUGUAGUACAUUUUUUUUAGCAUAAAAUGUUGUGUCUGAGUUUACAAACAUUUCAGGGAUGGUUAAAAAAAAAACUAAAAUACUUCAAACAAGUUUAAAUUCAUUUUAAACUCCAUGGAACUUGUAGCUGUCAUUAUCACAGUUAAGUCACAGUUUCUUUCUUUGUGACUCAUGCAAGCAUGCUUUAAACAUGGUUCGCCAUACAGUUCUGUUACAGCGUGUUUUUUCUGUUGAUUCACACAAUAUGAAUGUACAUGUUGUACAAGUAAACUAUUAAUAAAGUUAUAAAUAUU
Molecule: messenger RNA, 3547 nt
Organism: Anguilla rostrata (American eel)
Lineage: Eukaryota; Metazoa; Chordata; Actinopteri; Anguilliformes; Anguillidae
Gene: shox
Product: shox homeobox
Exons: 5
Coding region: 172-1023 (283 amino acids)
Biological process (GO): regulation of transcription by RNA polymerase II
Cellular component (GO): nucleus
Molecular function (GO): sequence-specific double-stranded DNA binding; DNA-binding transcription factor activity, RNA polymerase II-specific
Source: RefSeq, a predicted model, not a curated record